GCGCGGCCGUCCCCGGCCUCUCACUUCCGCCCAGGUGAGGGAGGGCGACGCCGAGCCCGCGCGCCCGCGCUCCCACCGGCGCCUCCGCCGGACCAGGUUUCUUUAAAAGUGAUUGAAGACAAUAAUUCAAAAUGCCUGAAAAUCCUGCUACAGAUAAACUGCAGGUCCUGCAAGUUCUUGAUCGCUUGAAAAUGAAAUUGCAGGAGAAGGGUGACACUUCGCAGAAUGAGAAGCUCUCUUUGUUUUAUGAGACACUAAAGAGCCCUCUCUUCAACCAGAUACUCACACUUCAACAGUCCAUCAAGCAACUGAAGGGGCAACUCAGCCAUCUACCGUCAGAUUGUUCAGCCAACUUUGAUUUUUCUAGGAAAGGUUUAUUGGUGUUCACUGAUGGUGCCAUUACUAAUGGGAAUACCCAUAGGUCCUCUAAUAACUUGACUGUAUCUGGGUUAUUUCCUUGGACCCCAAAGUCGGGAAAUGAAGAUUUUAACUCAAUCAUGCAACAGAUGGCUCAGGGCCGGCAAAUUGAAUAUAUAGAUAUAGAACGACCCUCAACUGGAGGCCUUGGAUUCAGUGUGGUGGCCCUUAGAGGUCAAAAUCUGGGAGAAGUUGACAUCUUCGUGAAGGAAGUACAGCCAGGGAGUAUAGCUGGCAGGGAUCAAAGGUUAAAGGAAAAUGACCAAAUAUUGGCUAUUAAUCACACGCCACUGGAUCAGAACAUUUCCCACCAGCAAGCAAUUGCAUUACUACAACAAACCACUGGAUCUUUGCAUCUGGUUGUGGCCAGGGAACCAGUCCACACAAAAAGCAGCACUUCUACCAGCCUAACUGAUGCAACUCUGCCUGAAACAGUUCGUUGGGGCCAUAUUGAAGAUGUUGAGCUCAUUAAUGAUGGCUCUGGAUUAGGUUUUGGAAUAGUUGGAGGAAAAUCAAGUGGUGUAGUUGUGAGGACUAUAGUUCCUGGAGGAUUAGCAGAUCGAGAUGGAAGACUCCAGACGGGGGAUCACAUCUUGAAGAUUGGUGGCACAAAUGUGCAGGGAAUGACCAGUGAGCAAGUUGCACAAGUGCUAAGAAACUGUGGGAAUUCUGUUAGGAUGCUUGUUGCAAGAGACCCAACUGGUGAAAUUUCCAUAACCCCUCCUACCCCUGCAGCCUUACCUGUUGCCCUGCCUGCUGUGGCCAACAGGAGCCCUAGCUCUGACAGUUCUACUCUUUUUGAAACUUAUGAUGUUGAACUCAUUAAAAAAGAUGGACAAAGUCUUGGGAUUAGAAUUGUUGGUUAUGUUGGAACUGCUAAGACAGGAGAAGCUUCAGGGAUUUAUGUGAAAAGCAUAAUACCUGGCAGCGCUGCAUACCACAAUGGUCAAAUUCAAGUGAAUGACCAAAUAGUUGCUGUUGAUGGUGUGAAUAUUCAGGGUUUUGCCAACCAGGAUGUUGUUGAAGUGUUACGAAAUGCAGGGCAAGUGGUACACCUAACCCUAGUUCGAAGGAAGACAUCCUCAUCUGCUUCUCCACGUGAAGGGCCUUCUGAUAGAGGAACUUUGGUAGAACCACUGAAAACACUAGCCCUCUUUCUGACUGGAGCAGUGGAAACAAAAACUAAUUUGGAUGAAGAUGAGGAAAUUGAAGAGAGAAUGGAUAGUCUGAAAAAUGACAAUAUACAGGCCUUAGAAAAACUGGAAAGAGUCCCAGACUCUCUUGGAAAUGAGCUGAAAUCCAGAUGGGAAAACCUACUGGGCCCUGAUUAUGAAGUAAUGAUUGCUACUUUGGAUACACAGAUUGCAGAUGAUGCUGAGUUACAGAAGUAUUCAAAGCUGCUGCCCAUUCACACGCUGAGGCUUGGCAUGGAAGUGGAUUCCUUUGAUGGGCACCAUUAUAUCUCAUCGAUUGCUCCAGGUGGUCCUCUUGAUGCACUGAACCUCCUACAGCCAGAAGAUGAGCUUCUUGAGGUCAAUGGCGUGCAGCUCUAUGGGAAAUCUCGCCGAGAAGCGGUCUCCUUUCUUAAACAAGUGCCACCUCCUUUUACCUUGGUUUGCUGUCGACGGUUGUUUGAUGAUGAAGCCUCUGUAGAUGAACCAAGGACCACUGAAGCCCCUCUUCCUGAAAUGGAGGCUGACCACAAUAUAGACGUCAAUACUGAAGAAGAUGAUGAUGGUGAAUUAGCACUGUGGUCUCCUGAAGUCAAGAUUGUUGAACUAGUAAAAGAUCAUAAAGGCUUGGGAUUCAGCAUUUUGGAUUAUCAGGACCCCUUAGAUCCCACCAGAUCAGUGAUUGUGAUUCGCUCCCUGGUGGCAGAUGGUGUGGCAGAAAGAGGUGGAGAACUAUUACCUGGAGACCGCCUGGUCUCAGUCAAUGAAUACUGUUUGGACAACACCACACUUGCUGAGGCUGUGGAAGUGUUGAAAGCUGUGCCACCAGGCACUGUACGCCUUGGCAUCUGUAAGCCUUUGGUGGAAGAUGAUAAAGAGGAAGACAAUCAUAUUUUAUGUUCAAACAAUAAUGAAGACAAGACUGAUGUUUCAGGAACAGUUCAUGAUAUAAAUUCAUCUUUAAUACUUGAAGCACCCAAGGGAUUUAGAGAUGAGCCCUAUUUUAAAGAAGAGCUUGUGGAUGAGCCAUUUCUAGAUUUGGGAAAGGCUUUCCAGGCCCAACAAAAAGAGAUUAACACUAGCAAAGAGGCCUGGGAAAUGCAUGAAUUCAUGGCCCCUAGAUUGCAGGAAAUGGGUGAAGAAAGAGAAAUGCUUGUUGACGAAGAAUAUGAGCUAUAUCAAGACCGCCUUCAGUCCAUGGAGUCGUACCCCUCAUCGCACAUUCAAGAGGCUGCUUCUGUUCCGUCCAUGAAGGAGCUUCACUUUGGUGCACAGUGGUACCAGGAUUGUGAACUGCCCGACCCUCAAGAAGCCAGGUCCAUGAUAAGCGUGUAUUCCCAGGAGAUGCAGCAGUGUGGCUAUAGCACUGAAAAGAUGAUGAAAGAAAACUUUGGCAUUGAUUCCCUAUCCUCCAUACCCUCAACUGAAGGAAACAGUCAACAAGGCAGAUUUGACAAUCUGGAAAAUCUUAAUUCAUUAACAAAAAGUAGUCUGGAUUUAGGCAUGAUGAUUCCAAAUGACGUCCAAGGUUCUGGCUUGCUUGUUGAACUUCCUGCUGUGACUCAAACAAGGGAGCAAGAAGACCUGCCUCUAUACCAACUCCCCAGGACUCAAGCUGUCUCCAAGGCCUUGGCAUACACAGGAAUGUUGUCUUCUAGAUAUGCCACUGAUGCAUGCGAAUUACCUGAGAGAGAAGAAGGUGAAGGAGAAGAAACACCAAACUUCAGCCAUUGGGGACCACCAAGAAUUGUUGAGAUUUUUAGAGACCCGGAUGUAUCUCUUGGUAUUAGUAUUGUUGGUGGACAAACUGUUAUAAAACGCCUAAAGAAUGGAGAGGAGCUUAAAGGUAUAUUUAUCAAACAAGUUUUGGAAGACAGUCCAGCAGGAAAAACAAAUGCUCUUAAAACUGGAGAUAAAAUACUUGAGGUGUCUGGAGUAGACUUGCAGAAUGCCUCUCACAGAGAAGCGGUUGAAGCCAUUAAGAACGCAGGAAACCCUGUGGUGUUCGUGGUUCAGAGCUUGUCCUCCACUCCAAGAGUCAUUCCUAGUGUGCAUAACAAGGCCAAAAAAAUCACUAAGAACCAGGACCAAGACACCCAAGAAGAAAAAGAAAAGAGGCGAGGAACUGCUCCGCCUCCAGUGAAGCUGCCGCCUCCUUACAAAGCUCCAUCUGAUGACAGUGAUGACACUGAAGAAGAAUACGCGUUUACCGACAAAAAAAUCAGGCAAAGAUAUGCAGACCUGCCUGGAGAAUUGCACAUUAUUGAACUUGAAAAGGAUAAGAAUGGACUUGGACUCAGCCUUGCUGGUAACAAAGACAGGUCACGCAUGAGCAUAUUUGUGGUGGGAAUUAACCCUGAAGGACCUGCUGCCACGGAUGGGCGAAUGCGUAUUGGAGAUGAACUGUUGGAGAUAAACAAUCAGAUCCUAUAUGGAAGAAGUCACCAAAACGCAUCUGCCAUUAUUAAGACUGCCCCAUCAAAGGUUAAGCUGGUUUUCAUCAGAAAUGAAGAUGCAGUCAAUCAGAUGGCCGUUACUCCCUUUCCAUUACCAUCAAGUUCCCCGUCUUCUAUUGAGGAUCAGAGUGGCACUGAACUGGUUAGUAGUGAGGAGGACGGCAGUCUGGAAGCUGGUAUUAAACAAUUGUCCGAAAGUGAAAGCUCCAAACUGGAAGACAUCUCCCAGGUGGUGGGUCACGGUAUGGUGGCAGGUCAGCAGAAGGCACUGGAAUGUCCAACUGAAAACGCUGGCAGCCAAGUGAAACAGCAAAAAUAUUCAAUGAAAGUCUCCUUCAGUUCCCAAGAGAUACCUUUAGCACCAACUUCAUACCAUUCAACAGAUGCAGACUUCACAGGCUAUGGUGGUUUCCAGGCUCCUCUGUCAGUGGACCCUGCCACAUGUCCCAUUGUUCCUGGCCAGGAAAUGAUUAUAGAAAUAUCCAAGGGACGUUCAGGGCUUGGUCUCAGCAUUGUGGGAGGAAAAGACACACCCUUGGAUGCUAUAGUUAUACAUGAAGUCUAUGAAGAAGGGGCAGCAGCUCGAGAUGGAAGACUUUGGGCUGGUGACCAAAUAUUAGAGGUUAAUGGGAUUGACCUGCGGAGCGCCAGCCAUGAAGAAGCCAUCACAGCCCUGAGGCAGACCCCCCAGAAGGUGCGACUGGUGGUGUAUAGAGACGAGGCACACUACAGGGAUGAGGAGAACUUGGAGAUGUUCCCUGUGGAUCUGCAGAAGAAGGCUGGCCGAGGACUGGGCCUGAGCAUUGUUGGAAAGCGAAGUGGAAGUGGAGUGUUUAUUUCUGACAUCGUGAAAGGUGGAGCUGCAGACCUUGAUGGGAGAUUGAUUCAGGGAGAUCAGAUCUUAUCUGUGAACGGGGAGGACAUGAGAAGUGCCUCCCAGGAGACAGUGGCCACUGUCCUCAAGUGUGCACAGGGACUUGUGCAGCUAGAGAUUGGCAGACUCCGAGCUGGUACCUGGACCUCCUCGAGGAAGACAUCACAGAACAGUCAGGGGAGUCAGCACAGCACACACAGCGGCUUUCAUCCUUCCCUUGCUCCAGUCAUCACCAGCCUGCAAAACCUGGUCGGCACAAAAAGAGCUUUGGAUCCUUCGCCAAAAACCUCAGGCACAGACGUGGGACCCAGGACCAUUGAGAUAAUCAGGGAGCUCAGCGAUGCCCUUGGAAUCAGUAUUGCUGGAGGAAAAGGAAGUCCCUUAGGAGAUAUCCCAGUAUUUAUUGCCAUGAUUCAGGCCAGCGGUGUGGCCGCCCGUACACAGAAGCUUAAAGUUGGAGAUCGGAUUGUCAGCAUUAAUGGGCAACCUUUGGAUGGGCUGUCUCAUGCAGAUGUGGUUAAUCUGCUGAAGAACGCCUACGGGCGCAUUAUCCUGCAGGUUGUGGCAGAUACCAAUAUAAGCGCCAUAGCAGCUCAGCUUGAGAACAUGUCUACGGGCUACCACCUUGGUUCACCUACUGCAGAGCACCAUCCAGAGGACACAGAAACACCUCCACCUAAGAUUAUUACUUUGGAGAAAGGCUCUGAAGGAUUGGGGUUUAGUAUUGUAGGGGGUUAUGGAAGUCCCCAUGGAGACCUGCCAAUUUAUGUCAAGACUAUAUUUGCAAAGGGAGCAGCUGCAGAUGAUGGCCGACUGAAGCGAGGUGAUCAGAUUUUAGCUGUUAAUGGCGAGACUCUGGAAGGUGUUACACAUGAGGAAGCUGUGGCCAUUCUAAAAUGCCAAAGAGGAACUGUAGUCUUAACUGUGCUGUCCUGAUCACAAGAUAGAUGUGGUUGUAGAAUAUCCAUAGGAAGACAAAGUUCUGAAAGAGGGUAAAAAGCAACCUCAGCUAAAACCCAUCUUCAUUCUUACCAUCUCAUCCCCUCUGCUCGGGAGAGAUGGACCAGGUUUCACAUGAAUUUCCUAAGUCGACAAUCUAAUGUUUCCCAGCAUCUCUCACCUCUUGGUGAGGUUAAUUUCUAACAGCUGAGUCUGAAUCGUUUUGCAUUUAACAUCAGUGUUUAUCAACUAGUAGUAAGUGGUUCUGAUUAUAUUUGCUGAAACGGAAGUUAACAACCUCUCCUUCCUUAUGUCCUUCUCUCCCCAUCCCGACUCUUAUGGAGGCUGAGCAGCAACCAGAUCACAUCCGAUGAACAGAAACAAAUGUUAAACAACUUGUCAUCUCACUCAUGAUUUACGUAUGCUAAUUGUCUCUUCAAAUACACCAGAAGACAUUAGCAGUGUAAUUAACUUCGCAGUGAUCCCCAUGAUGAAAUACCAAAUGCUCCUGUGGGAAAUUACUGUGCUCUUUUUCUGUACGACUUAUCAUCAAAGAAGCCUCAAAUUCAUUUCUCUGGGUAGAUCUUUAUACGUUAGUCAUUGAUGAUUAUGAUGAGUCAAUUUACAGACUGUAAUCUAAAAAUUCUGAAUGGCUUUCUAAUUGUUUUCUUAGCUACAUAAAUGCACACCACUGAGCAAAUGCACCUUCUCAGCAGGAACGAUUAGCAUCCAUGUUCUGAAUUCUAACAAUGCUAAGUUAUGCUCAAGUCUAGGAAGUUCAUCUGGAGUUAACGGCAUCCCAGUAGGCAGGCAUCCUUCCCACCCCUUAGGCUUCAGACUAGGAGGUGGAAGCCCCAGAACCACACUGCAGAGAUCAACAAGUUUUUACUAAAGUCAGCCAAGGUCUGGAUGGCCUUGGCAUUGUGCAAAGUGGAGUGACAAAUUUGAAUAUCCCUCCCCUUGGCUCCAUACCUGUCAGACUAGCAGCACAGACUAUAGGAACGUAGAUGGAGCAACACAGCCACAAAGUGAGCAGAUGAACUGAGCGUAGGCAUCAGUGAUGGCUCCUUGGCUACUGUUUCCUGGUCUCCAGAGAGCCUUCCAUUUGCUGAAGUGUGCAUGCUAAGAAAGUAGCUACAGCAGAAAUUACAAGAAUACCUUUAAAGUUGGUUAGGGGCCUUCUUAUUCAGCUAUUAGGAAAAGGGGGGAGAUGCUUAUCAAUGAAUGUUAUAGGUUCUUCUGUAAAAAAAUGCACCACAAAAGAUGAGUACCAGGAUGAGUGAUAGAAGUAGUGUGGCAUUAUUUAACUAAAACACAAUGCUGCAAAUAGUUCACAAUAAUUAUCAAAAUGUAAUGGGCUCUGUCGUAAAAUGUUAUUUCAUAAGUAUAGAUUUUAAUUGAGAACUGUCUUUCAGUAGAUGUAAUCACAAAGUGCAUUAACUCUUGUUGGAAUAUUUAUUUUGUGGCUAUUCCAGAGUAUAGAGUGCCUAAAUUUUUUGUUGAAAACGUCUUUCAUGACUGGUAUUAAGUUUUCUGAAAUUACACAUGGCUUUUGAAAUUUCUAAUGUAUCCCUAGAUACACAGUGUUGUUAGAAAUUGUUUUCCAAUGCAUGAGAACCUAUCAGCCUCAGAACGUUCUAUGUUAAUUGUAUCUGCAAGAACACUUCAAGCAGCCAAGAAGAAAUAAAGCCCAAAUAAAACUUGAAAAUGCACCUUAAAAAAAAUAUAUAUAUACAUAUAUGUUAUAUAUAUAUAUAUACACACACAUAUAUAUAUACUUUUGAAAUGUGAUUCUGCUUGAUUUGGAUGGAAUGCCAUUAAAUACACAUUUUGAAGUAACGUAUCAUUGUGUUUCUUUACACAUUAUCCUUUUAGGACAUGCUACUAAAAGUCUCUUGAUAAAGGAAUUGUGAUGCUUUAUACUCCUUGCUGCAGUAAACUGAUAUAACUAGUGCUUCUUAUAACUGGUUCUGUCUCUGCUUACAUGACUAUUAAAUAACUGCCUUCCCAAAAACAUUUUUUUUUUUGCAUCAGAACUUACCAACAAGCUAAGAGGAUAUGAAGAUGGGAAUUUGUGAAAGGAGUUCUCUCAUAGCCACAUAUAUUGUUAUAGCCUCAUCAUGUGGGCCAUUUAAGUAUAGUAAUGAUAUCACUUGUUAGAGUUAGCAUGAGAGGCAAGUAAACCAGGAAAGAUAAAACUGCUGAAUGUUUUUAUGUAUAAGGUGUUUCCAAAAAUUCUAAAUAAAUGUAGUU
Messenger RNA from Hippopotamus amphibius kiboko, 8111 nucleotides. It is a transcript of the gene PATJ, whose product is annotated as PATJ crumbs cell polarity complex component. The record is from RefSeq and is a predicted model, not a curated record. NCBI's taxonomy places the organism in Eukaryota, Metazoa, Chordata, Mammalia, Artiodactyla, Hippopotamidae. The transcript has 45 exons. Bases 132 to 5855 code for a protein of 1907 amino acids. Gene Ontology annotation, molecular function: protein binding.